Elgaria multicarinata webbii is the source of this 1050-nucleotide messenger RNA. It is a transcript of the gene BIRC7, whose product is annotated as baculoviral IAP repeat containing 7. Gene Ontology annotation, biological process: positive regulation of protein ubiquitination; negative regulation of apoptotic process; regulation of cell cycle. Gene Ontology annotation, molecular function: cysteine-type endopeptidase inhibitor activity involved in apoptotic process; ubiquitin protein ligase activity. The transcript has 6 exons. The record is from RefSeq and is a predicted model, not a curated record. The coding region runs from base 1 to 1050 and encodes 349 amino acids. NCBI's taxonomy places the organism in Eukaryota, Metazoa, Chordata, Lepidosauria, Squamata, Anguidae. Gene Ontology annotation, cellular component: nucleus; cytoplasm.
AUGGAGGACCGCUUCCCUCCUGAGCAAGCCCUGAACAGGGGGCAGAGGUCCCCUCCGGAGGAAACUAGAAGCAGGAGGUUCUGUCUGCGACGGACCAGCAUGAGGUCUGAAGAGAAGCGUCUCGAGACAUUCCUGCGCUGGCGGGACACCGCUCCGGUUUCUUCGGCCGCUCUUGCUGCAGCUGGUUUCUUCUUCGUUGGCCCCGAGGACCGAGUGAAGUGUUUCUGCUGUGGUGGGGAGUUGUAUGGCUGGUUUGCCGGGGACGACCCCACGGUGGAGCAUCUGAAAUUCUUCCCAUCGUGUCCUUUCAUCCAGGGCAAGGAGGUAGGAAACCAACCGAUGCCUCGUGCUGAGGACAUCCAGGACUGCGUGGAUGGACAGUUCCUUGGCAUGUUGCAAACUUUAAGUGUGGAAGAGGCCACUGUAGACAGCCAACCGGAAUGCCCAGAUAUGGAGACGGAAGGUGACCGACUGACGACGUUCGAGGACUGGCCGAACUUUGCUCGGGUGUCUCCGGGGCCAUUGGCCAGAGCAGGGUUCUUCUACACAGGCGAGGGAGAUUAUGUGCGGUGUUUCUACUGUGAUGGCGCUCUGAGGAACUGGGAACGUGGUGAUGAUCCGUGGGUGGAGCAUGCCAAGUGGUUUCCAAGGUGUAAAUUCCUGCUGCAGUCCAGAGGGAGAGACUUCAUAAACACUAUUCAGGAAUCGUACUUCAGUUCUCCUGCAUCUCCGGAAGCCAGCUUGUAUCGCUCAGAACAACAUCCUACGAGCCCUCGAGAACCUGCUCAAAGAGAACAGGAUCCCUGGAGUAUAAGAAGAGAAACAGAAACAGAACGUCCAAAUGAGCCAGAAUCUUCCUUGAGCAUGGAGGCGAAGUUGCGCCGGCUUCAGGAGGAGCGCAUGUGCAAAGUGUGUAUGGACAAAGACGUAUCUAUUGUGCUGGUCCCUUGUGGCCACUUAGUGGUGUGUGCCGAAUGCGCCCCGAAUCUAAGGCGCUGCCCUAUCUGCAGAGGGGUCAUUCGGGACACUAUGAAGGCGUUCCUAUCCUGA